AUGGAGCCAUCAUCGUCUUCCUCCCGCCGCAGCAGACCUCGCGGUUCCGAUUCUCCCUCUCCCACGAUACGACGUCUACUGUGUCUCCUUCUACUCUUUGUUCUUCAGACCUGCAUCCGCCCGGCCCCGGCGGUAUCAGCAGCGGCAGCCUCGCCGUCGCCGUACCUGGUGGGCGUAGGGAGCUACGACAUAACGGGGCCCGCGGCGGACGUCAACAUGAUGGGGUACGCGAACGCCGAGCAGGUCGCGUCAGGAAUCCACUUCAGGCUCAAGGCGCGCGCGUUUAUCGUCGCUGAGCCUGAGCCUGGUGGGACUGGGAAGCGCGCCGUCUUCGUCAAUCUUGAUGCCUGCAUGGCGUCGCAGCUCGUCACUAUCAAGGUGCUCGAAAGGCUGAAAGCAAGGUACGGUGACCUUUAUAAUGAGAAGAAUGUGGCUAUUAGCGGAAUCCACACUCAUGCUGGGCCAGGAGGCUAUCUGCAGUAUGUAGUUUAUAUUGUCACAUCUCUCGGGUUUGUUCGCCAAUCAUUUGAUGUGAUCGUCAACGGCAUUGAGCAGAGUAUUGUUCAAGCUCACAGUAACCUCCGUCCUGGUAAAAUAUAUGUAAACAAAGGUGAACUCCUUGAUGCUGGUGUGAACCGCAGCCCGAGCGCAUACCUAAAUAACCCAGCUGAUGAGAGAAGCAAAUAUCAGUACAAUGUCGAUAAAGAAAUGACACUUAUUAAGUUUGUAGAUGGUGAAAUUGGUCCAAUUGGGAGUUUCAAUUGGUUUGCAACCCAUGGGACAUCAAUGAGCCGUACAAAUUCUUUGAUUAGCGGCGAUAACAAAGGUGCAGCUGCACGUUUCAUGGAAGAUUGGGCAGAGCAGAACGUUAUUCCAAAGCAGGCAGUUCAUGUGAGUUCUGGGCAUCCGCGAAGAGUCUCCGCACUAAUUCCUGAACCAAAUGAGAUAACUGAUGACGACCUAAUACGAUUGGCAUCAUCCUACAAGGCCUCAGGUGGUAGGCAAAUAUCAGGUUCAAGUAUCGCCACGCGCAUUCGAAGCACUGAACAAAACAAGCUCAAAUUUGUUUUUGCAUUCUGCCAGUCAAACUGUGGAGAUGUUAGUCCAAAUGUCUUGGGAGCAUUUUGUACAGACACCAACCGUCCUUGUGACUUCAAUCACAGUACAUGUAAUGGGCAGAAUGAAUUAUGCUACGGACGAGGCCCAGGAUAUCCUGAUGAAUUUGAAAGUACUCGUAUAAUUGGCAAUAGGCAAUUCCUCAAGGCUGUCGAUCUUUUCAAUUCAGCUUCUGAAGAAAUACAGGGCAGAGUUGAUUACAGGCAUACCUACCUAGAUUUCUCGCAACUCGAAGUGAAUGUUUCUGCAACUACAGGAGGUCAGCAUCCGACGGUGAAAACAUGCCCAGCAGCCAUGGGGUUUGCCUUUGCUGCUGGAACCACAGAUGGCCCUGGAGCUUUUGAUUUUAAACAAGGAGAUGUCAAGGGAAACCCAUUCUGGUGGUUAGUACGAGAUGUAAUUAGGCCACCCGGCCCAGAGCAAGUGAAAUGUCAGGCUCCGAAACCUAUACUGCUAGAUACCGGUGAAAUGAAGGUUCCAUAUGAUUGGGCACCUGCGAUACUUCCAAUUCAGAUCAUAAGAAUCGGUCAGCUAGUUAUCUUGUGUGUCCCUGGAGAGUUCACAACAAUGGCUGGGAGGCGGCUACGUGAUGCUGUCAGAAAUGUGCUAACAAACAGUGGUCAGUUUGAUAACAAUGUUCAUGUUGUUCUCGCGGGGCUAACAAACACCUACUCUCAAUAUGUCACAACUUUUGAAGAAUAUCAGAUUCAAAGAUACGAGGGAGCAUCCACGCUGUAUGGUCCUCACACCUUGAGCGCCUACAUUCAAGAAUUCCAAAAACUUGCUACAGCCAUGGUUACAAACAAGGAGGUCCCAACAAAUCUGCAGCCUCCUGAUCUACUAAACCGACAAAUUGGUCUGCUCCCAGGUGUCAUAGUCGACGAGACACCUCCCGGCGUCACGUUUGGAGAUGUCAGGUCGGAUGUCCCUGCGAACUCAACCUUCAGGAAGGGCAGCGUUGUGAACGCUACAUUCUACUCGGCCUGCCCAAGGAAUGACCUCCUCACCGACGGUACCUUCGCACUCGUUGAGAAGCUGGAUGGCGGCAGCGAUUGGGUUCCUGUCUAUGAUGACGACGAUUGGUCGCUGCGCUUCAAGUGGUCAAGGCCUUUGCCGGUGAGUCCAAUGAGUUUUGCAACGCUAGAGUGGACAGUUCCAGAAGAUGCCCCAUCCGGUGUUUACAGAUUGAGACAUUUUGGUGCCUCUAAGACCUUGAUUGGGUCCAUCAACUAUUUUACAGGCACCUCUAGUGCAUUUGUAGCACGUUAA
This is a messenger RNA of Miscanthus lutarioriparius, 2385 nucleotides long. Lineage: Eukaryota; Viridiplantae; Streptophyta; Magnoliopsida; Poales; Poaceae. The record is from the annotation of a GenBank genome assembly.